AGGGUGGAGGCGACUCCCGGGUUCCCUCCCUGAAGUUCGCGAGGAGUCCUGACUGGGAGUCGGCGCUGCCCUGCCACUGCCACCCCUUCUGCCUCCAUCACUCCGUGAAGGUUGUGGAAUAGCGGGGCGCGGGGAAUUGGAGGCUGACUCCUUGAGGCUGCUGGUGGAGCAGGAUCACUCGCAGGGACCCGCAAGGUUCCGGGGCUGAGAACCGAGGCUGCCCGGGGCAGUGUCACGCCCAGUCGUCUUAGGGUAAAUCGGGCUGAAGAAGGGGCAGAAGGGUUAGAGGGCGCAGAGAGGCCAUCUAGUACCAAGCAAGUGACGGCCCCAAGAGGCGGUUUUGCGGACUGCGCUUUCCGACCCAGGACUCCUCUUUCUAGGCGGAAACUCGGCGACGGCUCCAGGCGGACCGGGCCGGGCGCGCUGGUCCGCCGCAGGCAUGGCUGUCGCGGAGUCGUCGUCGGCGGCGGGCUUCCCGCGUGAUUUCCUGUGGCUGCUCCUGGUUCUGUGGUGCUGGGUGCCCACCGCAGAUUUCUUGAUAGUGGAGAUGGAAGGGAAGAAUCAGACUGUGUUUCUGUAUGACAAUGUCACCAUCUCCUGCAAGGUCCCUGGUUCCACACCCCUGAACAUCAUGAUUAUGGGUGUUACCUGGUAUCGGAAGCAUCAGGCGUAUGAGCAAAAGGUGUUUGAAAUGUAUGGAGACCCUAAUCCUAAAGAGGUAUCCAGACCCGGAGCCAGCGUGUCCCUAGAGGCGCUAGAGAAGGGGGACGCCUCACUGCACCUUCCUGGAGUCCAGCUGAGAGACGCAGGAGAGUACCGAUGUAAGGUGGUGAUCACCCCCUAUGAGGCCCAGGCAACAGUCUUUCUAAAGGUUUUGGCUUUCCCAAAGUGCACCUUGUUUCGAGAACAAGCCACAGCGAAAGAUGAUGGCAACAAAUAUAUUUUGUGUGAGGCAAGUGGGUUCUACCCAAAGGACAUUAACAUAACCUGGUAUAUAUGGAACCACGAGAAUCCCCAGGGCCAGGAGAUUUCUGAAGGCAUCACCAAUGGUCCAGCUAUCAAGAAUGAGGACGGCACAUUUAACAUCACCAGCCGUUUGAGGCUGAACCACUCUCUGGAGCACAAUGUGACCACCUACCAAUGUGUGAUAAGUCACAUAUCCCUGCCCACCUCCAGGAGGUCGAACUUCACCCUGUCUGGGAGAGGAUCUGAGAUGGGAAUUGCCUGGGGGACUAUUGCUCCUUUGAUUAUUCUUGGCGUUAUUGUACUAGUAGCAGUCACUGGACUGAUUGUAUGUAUAAGAAAGCUGCUUCUCAGAAGAUUCAAACCACUACCACAAGAAGAGACUGAAGAAUUGUAAGUCAGUGCUUUCACUAAGGUGCAUUCAUGAUGUAUUCAGAUGGAGGAGCACUGGAAAACUGGCAGUUCUUACACAGUGACAGAUAGCAGAAACCACAAGCUUUCUCAGAGAAUGUGUAAGUAACUGACAUUACCUUUCCUGAUGACUGCCGCAGCUUGCUCAAGAGCAGACUGUUCAAGCUGCCCUCCUGGAUAGCCUCCAGCCAAUCAUCUCUUUUCAAGAAAAGGAAAAAGCAACACUUCCCAAAGAAGAUAGACAAUUGGCCGGCAGGGAUAUAAAAAGGUGCUCAACAUCAUUAAUCAUCAGGGAGAUGCAAAUCAAAACAAUGAGACAUCACCUCACGCCUCUUGGAAUGCCUACUAUCAAAAAGACAAGAAAUAAAACGUAGUGGCAAGGAUGUGGUGAAAAGGGAAGACUUGGGUACUGUUGGUGGGAAUAUAAAUGGGUGCAGCCAUUAUAGAAAACAGUAUGGAAGUUCCAAAAAAAUUAAAAAUGGAACUACCAUAUGCAGCAAUUUUACUUCUGGGUAUUUAUCUGGAGGAAAGGAAUAUUCGAACUUGAAAAGUUAUCUGUACCUCCAUCUUCAUUGCACCAUUACUUGCAAUAGCAAAGACAUGGAAUCAACUUAAGUGUCAUCGAUGGAUGAGUGGAUAAAGAAAAUGUGCUACACUCAUACACACACAGUCAUGCGCCACUUAACAAAGGGGAUACAUUCUGAGAAAUACAUUGUUAGCCAAUUUCGUUGUUGUGUUAGCAUCAUUGAUUAUACUUACACAAACCUAGAUGGUAUACUAGUAGCCUAUUGCUCCUGUACAGUCAGGCUACACUAAAAUCAUAAAACAAUAUGAGACCAAAUCAAGCAGAAGAGAAAAUGAUAUCAAGAGAUACAGUCAACAGACUAGGCUGCUGCUAGUGUAACUCCACAUACUGUUUUUCAGCAAACUUAUUUUUUUAACAAAUAUAUUUCUUUAUUGAUUUCAGAGAGGAAAGGAAGAGAGAGAGAUAGAAACAUCAAUGAUGAGAGAGAAUCACUGAUCGGCUGCCUCCUGCACACCCCCCACUGGGGAUCGAGCCCGCAACCCAGGCAUGUGCCCUUGGCCAGAAUCGAACCCGGGACCCUUCAGUCCACAGGCCGAUGCUCUAUCCAUUGAGCCAAGCCGGCUAGGGCAGCAAACUUAUUUUUAUACAUAGAAAGAGUGUUGGCCCAUACACCAAAAGGGUUGUGGGUUCAAUUUCUGGUCAGGGCACAUACAUAGGUUGCAGGUUUGAUCCUUGGUUGGGACAGGUACAGGAGGCAACUCAUCAAUAUUUCUCUCCCACAUCCAUGUUUCUCUCUAAAAUCAAUGAAAACAUAUUCUCAGGUGAGGAUUACAAAAUAGCAAUAAAAGUAUAGCAUAAUAAAUACAUGAGCCAGUAACAAUUAUUUAUUAUCAUUAUCAAGUAUUUUGUACUGUGCAUAAUUAUAUACACUUUUAUAUGACAGUAGUUUGUUUACACCAGCAUUACCACAUACCUGUGGAUGAUGCAUUGUGCUACAAUGUUAGGAUGGAUGACUCCCCAGAUGAUAGGAACUUUUUUAGCUCCACUGUGAGCUUAUGGGUCCACUGUUGUAUAUGUGAUCAAUCCAUUGUUCCUUGAAACAUCAUAAUGAGGCAUAUUACUGUGCACACAAUGGAAUAUUAUUUAGGCAUAAAAAAAGAAGGAAAUCUUGCAAUUCAUGACAACAUGAUGGGCCUUAAGAGCAGUAUUUUAAGUUAAAUAAGAGAAAGAUAGGUGUGAUCUCACUUAUAUGUGAAUCUAAAAAAGUACCCCCCCAAAUGAGCUCAUAGAUACAGAGAACAGAUUGGUGGUUGCUUGAGGUUGGGGACAAGAAGGGGGAGAAAUGGGUGAAGGGAUCAAAAGGUACAGACUUUGAGUUUUAAAAUAAAUAAGUCAUGGGGAUGUGAUAGCACAGUGACUCAAGUUAAUAAUGCUGUAUUGCGUAUUUGAAAGUUGCUAAAAGUAAAUCUUAAAAGAUGAUCAUAAAAAUAUUUGUAACUGUAUGGUGAUGAAUUUAAAUUAGACUUAUUGUGGUGAUUAUUUUGCAAUACAUACAAAUAUCAAAUUUUAUCCUGUACACUUGAAACUCAUAUAAUGUUAUAUGUCAAUUAUACCUCAAUUAAAAAAAGGGAGGGGGGAGAGAAAGCAAUACUGUCUGCAGACUGUGACCAGUUUCCAUUUCAUAUUCUAUUUAUGUUCAGUGAGUUCAAUCUGUACAUGCCAGUAUAUGAAUAAAAGUAUUCCCCUUUAUUUAUGGCUGAGUUAUUCUU
Messenger RNA from Myotis daubentonii (Daubenton's bat), 3669 nucleotides. RefSeq names its product natural killer cell cytotoxicity receptor 3 ligand 1 (gene NCR3LG1). The record is from RefSeq and is a predicted model, not a curated record. Gene Ontology annotation, cellular component: external side of plasma membrane. Lineage: Eukaryota; Metazoa; Chordata; Mammalia; Chiroptera; Vespertilionidae. Gene Ontology annotation, biological process: cellular response to lipopolysaccharide; positive regulation of T cell proliferation; T cell costimulation.